CAGGCCGUGGGGGAGUGGGGUGGGGUGCGAGGAGGGCAGCUGCGCGCGCGCAGAACGCCUGGCGGGCGCGAGGCGGAGUGAGUUCGCGGGCCGCGCUUCGUGCGCCGUCGACGCCAGCCCCUUUCGGGGCGCACUCUAGUGGCAGCUUCGGCCGAGGCCACUUUUGUGAGGCGCGAAGAGCCCUGUGUAAGAGCCCGGCCGGCCCCCGCGAAGUUCUUGGGCCUGAGGCUAUCAUUUGGAAGCAAUGAGUUUAAAACCCUUCACCUACCCGUUUCCAGAAACGAGGUUUCUUCAUGCAGGACCCAAUGUGUAUAAAUUCAAAAUUAGAUAUGGCAACAGCAUCAGAGGGGAAGAGAUAGAGAAUAAGGAAGUCAUCGUCCAGGAGCUGGAGGAUUCUAUUCGUGUAGUCUUGGGAAACUUGGACAAUCUGCAGCCAUUUGCUACAGACCACUUCAUUAUAUUUCCCUAUAAAAGCAAAUGGGAGAGAGUGUCCCACCUGAAAUUCAAACAUGGGGAAAUUGUCUUGGUCCCUUAUCCAUUUGUUUUCACUCUAUAUGUGGAGAUGAAAUGGUUUCAUGAAACCCCGUCACCUGGGGAGUCAAUAAACGACAGUCCUCUUGGAUUGGUCCUAGCAGAGAGGAAAACAGCAGGAGCCAUGAUGAGGAAACGAAAACGAGCGGAAGUGCCCAGCUCCCCCAGCAGGCCAGCGCUGGACAGGGCCAAGAUGGGGAUUUCCAGCCAAGGCCCCAGCAAAAAGAAGCCCCUUAUGGAAACCAGGAGGAACAGAGAAAGAAAAACCCACCAGGAAUGGCAGGAGACCCCAACAUUUAAUAUCACUGAUACCCAGGAACAGGAUUCUAAGUGGGAGGACAGCCUAGCAGGGCAGAUUAUCCCCCCACUGCAGCAAAACAACCCAUCUCCACCUAAAGGACCCCCAGAGCUGGGAACCAGUGGCUUCUUUGGGUUUCUAAGCUCUCUCUUCCCCUUUCGCUAUUUCUUCAGAAAGAGCAGCCAGUGAGCUUCCAGAUGCAGCAGUGGGAAGAGUGUCUUCUCGCAGUGACUCUUCGCAUUCCGUCCUCUGUGUAUGACAUUUCAGUCAUGGGGAAUGCGGGCCCUAAACUCCCUGAGUCCUCUUGUGGGUUUGUCCUAUCCUUUGCCCCUUUACAAUGGAUUUUUUUUUUUUUUUUUUCAAUUUAAAACACUAAGAAAAGAACUUCCUAAAAUGUUCUAGUCUAAGAACUGUGCUGCUCUGAGGGCCAGUUUAGGUCUUUCAUCUCCAGCACUUAGGAUCCUAAUGAAAAUAAAUUAUUUAUGAAGAGUUA
Mirounga angustirostris (Northern elephant seal) is the source of this 1322-nucleotide messenger RNA. It is a transcript of the gene MAJIN, whose product is annotated as membrane anchored junction protein. Gene Ontology annotation, biological process: homologous chromosome pairing at meiosis; meiotic attachment of telomere to nuclear envelope. The transcript has 11 exons. The record is from RefSeq and is a predicted model, not a curated record. The coding region runs from base 245 to 1018 and encodes 257 amino acids. Gene Ontology annotation, molecular function: DNA binding. Gene Ontology annotation, cellular component: nuclear inner membrane. NCBI's taxonomy places the organism in Eukaryota, Metazoa, Chordata, Mammalia, Carnivora, Phocidae.